Molecule: messenger RNA, 2990 nt
Organism: Branchiostoma belcheri (Belcher's lancelet)
Lineage: Eukaryota; Metazoa; Chordata; Leptocardii; Amphioxiformes; Branchiostomatidae
Product: aminopeptidase N-like
Exons: 13
Coding region: 500-2758 (752 amino acids)
Biological process (GO): peptide catabolic process; proteolysis
Cellular component (GO): cytoplasm
Molecular function (GO): peptide binding; zinc ion binding; metalloaminopeptidase activity
Source: RefSeq, a predicted model, not a curated record
UAGAGAGACGCUCCUAUGACAGUUUUCUUGGUUCGUAUCGAUAUUCCUGGUACUGUGCUGCUAUAAACGUUUCUAAAAGUCGCCAGGCAGGGUAGAGAGGGGACUGACUCGAGGGUCGCAGGUGACGUUCAUUUGAUGCUCAGCAUGUCCUGAAGAGGCACGCGCUGUGGUGAUGUGUCGCGAUGCAUAUGUUAUUCGUUCGAUGCUAAUACACCCCUCGCAUGCUACACCGCUUGCCGGGCGAUAGCGAAGCCCCCGGAGCACGCCGCGUCGCCAGUCAACAUCAACAUGUAGCACGCGUUCUAAGGAGGAAGCCGGAGUAAUGAGGAACGCAGUUAAUCCACUGUCGAUCAAUAGCAGCGAAUCCAUCUUUACGGCGGAGUGUGUGGGGUAGAGCUGAGAAGAACCACGGGUUCCAGAAGACGAGGUACCAAGAAGCCAGCUCCCAGAACGAGAACGUCGUAUAUAGGUCCUAUUGUUGUUGUGGUAAAGCUUUAAGAUGGAAGACGGGGAGUGUGACAUUGCGAUUAUAGACGGGGUGCCCCCGUCGGCUGACGGAAGAGCCGCCGUGGACGGUACGCUGAACCGGGUCGAGCAGCUUCAGGAAGAAACGUACGAGAGGAACGAUGAAGACGAGAGGAUCUUCGUCAAGAAAUGGCAAAUCGCCUGCGUGUUGCUGUUCGUGCUUGUUGCCGUUUUAGCGGCGGUAUAUUUCGUCGUCAUUCGCACGAAGGCGACCAGAUCGCCCCAUAAUUUCUACACCGCCAGGAGCAGUCUCGAACCCUUUUAUCCCGUCCCCACCUUCCCCACCACCGAAGGACCGCAGGAAAUCACCCGGCUCCCCGAUUACCUCCUCCCGUAUAAUUACAAAGUGAAAUUACGUCUCGAUCUGUCUGAAACUACGUUUACUGGGUCGACCACGAUAAAUCUAAGAUGCUUACAAGCGACCCAAGUGAUAGUCCUAGAUUGCAUCGAAGGAAACAUCACCAACGCGUCUGUGGCAGUGGUAGAUUUGACGACGGCUGAUGUACAAGUUGUGAUUGAAUUAUUGUAUGACGACAGCGAGGGGCGACUGGUUGUUUACCUUGGGAAAAGGCUUCAGGAAGGUCGCAUCUAUAAACUCGAGAUAGCGGAAUUUAUGGGAAAAGUGCGCACGCAACCCCCAGGACUCUACACCACAGACUACAGACAUAGCGAUGGCUUACGGCAGAUGCUGGUAUCCAGUCUGAAGCCGAUGGGAGCUCGGUACGUCUUCCCCUGCAUGGAUGACCCGGCCAUGAAGGCCACCUUUGACGUCACGAUAGAGCACCCCAAAGGACAAACAGCGCUCUCCAAUAUGCCGUCCAAGACAAAGACAGUGCUGACAGACGGAUGGGUCAGGGAAGAGUUCUAUCGAACCCCAAAGAUGUCCACCCACCUCCUGGGCUUCGCGUUAUUUGAUGGGCUCACCAGUCUUGAGGCAGUCAUCUCCCGAGGGAGGGUGGUGCGGGUUUGGGCGCCAUUUGAUCCAGAGGAAAACCCGUCUGUGGAGGUCGCUCUGAACACGACGAUUGACGCCAUACACAACAUAGAACAGUUGGUUCCAGUGGAGUAUCAGCUUACAAAGACAGAUGUAAUUCCUGUACCAGGAUUAUCAGUGCCUUCUUCCGACUACUGCGGCCUUCUUAUGAUCAGGGAAACAGCGUUGUUCUGUGACGGGCAGGAAUCCAGCAUGUCUAACCAACUCAAGUGUGAGCUGGCCAUCAGCAAGGCAGUGGCUCACAACUGGUUCGGGAACUCCGUCACAGUGGAGUGGUGGGACGACCUGUGGCUGACCGAGGCCCUCAGUACCAUGCUUGCAUACGAAUCAGUCGCAUAUCAACGCCCAGAUGUCAACAUUGGUAUUGGACUGCUGCGAAUGCUUGACACCAUCAUCAGUGACAAAGAGUUUCUAAAAGCAAUCGAGAAUGUAUUAGCGAGGUUUUCACAAGACAACAUGAAUAGAUCACAGUUUUGGGACGCAGUAUCUGAGGCGACAGGGUUUAGAAUAGACGUGGCCGCCUUUAUGGAGCCGUGGGUGACACAGCUGGGAUAUCCGUACGUGGCGCUCGGACGGCAUGAAGAAAGGGACGAGUCCAGAAACAUGUUCUUCGUCCAGGAGCCCUUUUACUACUCCGGAUAUGUCGAUUUUAUGCGGCAUUUACACCCAAAUACGAUACCCCCAGACAUCCAGGAGUCUGUCAUACACGUGGGGAUCGCAGCAGGCGACCAGAACGUCUGGUGGCACGUGUGGAAACAGAGUAACUCUAGCGCCAUCUCAGCACAAGAACGGCAAAUAUUUCUCUGUGGUCUCGCUGCGUCACAGCAGGAGUGGGUUCUGUGGAGAUAUCUUCAUUUUAUAUUCGAAGAAAAAGGGAUCACGGUGCAAGAGGCAAGUUUGAUAUUUCAAUGUGUGACACAAACUAAGGUCGGAAGGGAGACAGCUUGGAAGUUCGUCCAAGGGAACUGGGAGAAACUGACAUCAAAAUACGCAGAUGUCCCGACCUUACUAGAGGCCAUCAUCCAAUCAACGUUAACAGGUCUAUCAACGGAUCAACAUUUUGACCAGUUGGAGCACUUCUCAAGUUCAGUACAAGAAAAGUAUCUGAGAGAUCUGUUGGAGGAAGCCGUGCAUGCUACAAGACUGAACCAGAGGUAUAUCGACAGGAACUUGCCUUACCUCGAGGACUGGUUAAAGUUGCCGUGUGCACGGGCGGACACAAGGGACACAAAACGCUAACUACAGAACCAUCACAUACUUUUUCUCCUGAUGACAGACUAGAAGUCAUUCGGUGAAAGGUUCGUCAAAAUCCUACGGAAGGAAAGCUAAACCUAGAUUGGAAUCGCUCGUCUUCCUCACCAACACCGUGUCACCACUGCAUAUUUUGAUGAUAGAUCACUGGGUGGCUCUUUCGUGAUCAAGCGCCACCUAUCGAGUGUUGUUGGUGCUACUGUGCCGGUACCAAACUGUC